Messenger RNA from Rhizophagus irregularis DAOM 181602=DAOM 197198, 1359 nucleotides. Lineage: Eukaryota; Fungi; Glomeromycota; Glomeromycetes; Glomerales; Glomeraceae. The record is from RefSeq and is a predicted model, not a curated record.
AAACAAUUGGAAAAAGAAAAGCGAAAACUUGAAGAUGACAUGUUGCAGGAAAGAAAAAAAAAUAAUUUUAUAAUUGAAAAAAAUCAGAAAGAAAAACAAGAACUCGACUCUAAAUUAAAAAUUUUAAAAGAAAAUUAUCAACGAGAUAUAAAUCAAUUAAAUGGUCGUUAUAAUGAGUUAGAAUUAACAAAAAAAAAUAUGGAAAGAGAUAUGGAAAAUAAUAUCAAAAAUUUAGAACAGCAAUUAAGAGAACAGAGAAUAAAAUUUCAGCAAGAAUUUAAACAAGCACUUGAAAAAUAUAAGAAGAAUAUUAACAAUAUAAGACAAAGGUUAGAUGAGAAGGGAAAUGGUUUACGCGAUCUAGAAGACGAAAAUUCCAGACUUAAAGAAGAGGCAUCUAAAUAUCAAUCAGCACUUGGUGUUGCAACAAAUACUCGUCUUGGCGAUGGUGAUCAAAAUCAUUCAAUUAAAUUAAAAAAUGAUAUCUUAAAAUUACAGAACACAUUGGAUAAUUAUGUAACUCAUUUGAAACCUAAUAUGGAUCUUAACAUUAAAGAAAUACAAAAGCUUGCGCAAGAAUAUGGUUGCUUAAAUGAAAUUACUGCGGAAAAUCCAAAUAAGAUUUUUGUUAAAGCUAUUUUGCAACGUAAAGUAUUAGAUUAUGUACGUGGUUUUUCUCAUGAAUUGCAUAAUUUGAUUGAAUCCCAAAAAAUCACAAGGGGACCCCUUACACUUGAAUCAGAUAUCGUAUCAAAAGCAAGUGAAUUAUUAAAAUUAAUCAAUUUUUUCUCAGUAACUCGUGCCGGAACUGAUGAGGUUACUGAUGCAUCAAUGAUUAAAAUACGUCAACAAGUUUAUGGAAUUCUUGGUAAUCGUGGAUUUAACAAUAUAAUUGAUGAUGAUGGAAAUAUGCGGAUGCAUGAUUUUAUAGCUCUCGUUAGCAACGAACUCAAUAAAAUGAUGAAUCAUUAUCGUAAAAUCAAUGAUCCUAAUAGAAAAGAACAAGUUGAUUCAAUGGCACCAAAACUUGUUCAAGAUAUUUAUAAAUUAUUUUGGUUUCGCAUAAAUGUUCAAGAACCAAAAACAGAAUGUGAACUUUUUGAAAAUAACAUGAUUAAUCCAAAUUUGAUGAAAGGAUCAUGGAAUGAAGAUGAAAUCGAUAAAUUACGCGUAGAUAUAUGUUACUUUCCUCUCGUUGGAAGAAAUUUGAAUUCUUCAGAUGCAAAAAUAUUUACACUUGCAAAAGUAUUUCCGCGAUAUAUUAGACGAAUAAUUUAUUACAUAUAGAUGAUAAUAAUUUUACACAAUUAUAUUUUUUUUUAUUUUUCUUACAUUGUAUUAUAUAUAUAUAUAAUAUAU